Messenger RNA from Conger conger (European conger), 3393 nucleotides. Its product is annotated as collagen alpha-3(IX) chain-like. Gene Ontology annotation, molecular function: nucleic acid binding. The transcript is spliced from 38 exons. The record is from RefSeq and is a predicted model, not a curated record. Lineage: Eukaryota; Metazoa; Chordata; Actinopteri; Anguilliformes; Congridae. Bases 1 to 3393 code for a protein of 1130 amino acids.
AUGCAGCUCAACAUCAUCAGCAAUGUGGAGGAAACCCUGAGGGGCUGUCCUAUUCCUGACGACACUCCGGCCAACCGCGUGUUCAUUCCUGAAGCGAUCCGUCCACUUGUCCUGGAGUGGGCUGACUCAUCCCGUCACGCCUGUCAUCCUGGGGUGAGGCAUUCGCUGGCUCUCCUGGGCCGCCACUUCUGGUGGCCAUCCAUGAAACCUGACUUUGUCACCGCCUGUCCUGAAUGCUCCUGGGGGUCCAGCAACCAGCAGCACAAGGGGCUCCUCCAACUGCUGUCUGUUCCCCGUCACCCUUGGUCCCAUAUAGCCCUGGACUUCAUUACCGGUCUACCCAUCGCAAAGGGAAUGUGUAUUGUUCUGAUGGUGGUAGACCGGUUCUCUAAGUACGGGCACUACAUCGCCCUACCUAGGGCCCACUCCCCCAAGGAGACUGCUGAACUCCUCGUCCUUCACGUCUUCCGCCUGCACGACCGAGGCCUUCAGUUCUCCAGUCAGUUCUGGAAGGUGACUCACAUAACAAAGAAGACCAUGUGUGACCAUGUUGUAUUGUAUGUCCAACUCUGCAGGCAAAGCUCACGGCGCCCUUUCAGGCUCCUGUUCUUCCAAGCUUGCAUAGCUCUCUUAUCAUUCAUCGGCUCUCCAGCUUUGGGACAGCCGGAUCUCAACAGACUGGAUGGGGACACAGUAUGUCCCACCAUGAGAAAUGGACAUGAUGACCUUCCAGGGUUUGAUCUGAUCACGCAGUUCCAGCUGGAUGUCAUUCCUCUAAAAGGUGUGCGGAAGGUGGACGGGUCGACGCCACUUCAGGUGGCAUACCGUCUCGAUAGGGAGGCUAAUUUUCAAAUUCCAACAAGGCUGAACUUCCCCCGGGGAUUUCCGGAGGAGUACUCCUUCAUGGCCACGUUCCGUAUGAUCAAGAACACGGUCAACAAGGUGUGGAGCGUAUGGCAGGUGGUGGACGAGGACGGGGUCAAGCAGGUGGGGCUGAGGCUAAACGGCGACCAGCAGGCCCUGGAGUUCUUCCUCAUCGGGAUGGACGGCGACCUACAGACCGUCACCUUCCCCGGCCUAUCCGUCCUCUUCAACACCAAGUGGCACAAGGUGAUGGUGGGUGUGGAGAGGGACCAGGUCACCCUUUACCUGGACUGCCAGCCUGUCAACAGCAAGCCCAUCAAGGGUAAAGGCCCCGUCAACACUGAGGGGGACACCCUCAUCGGGAGGCUGGACUCCGACCCCAACACUUCUGUGGUGUUUGAACUCCAGUGGAUGUUGAUUCACUGUGACUAUAAGAGGGCCCAGAGAGAGAGCUGUUCUGAACUUCCCCAAACUGAGAUGUUUCCCAAUGCUGAGCCUGACAAGCAGAUCCCAGGCCCUGCUGGUCCUAUGGGCCCUGAGGGGCCAAGUGGGCCCAAAGGAGAACGUGGCAGAGAUGGGCAAGAUGGACACCCAGGCCAGCCUGGCUCUCAUGGCGCUCCUGGCAGCAAAGGAGAACAGGGUGAGAUUGGGCUGCCUGGACAGAAGGGACUUCCAGGGCUCGCAGGACCAGCAGGAGAAGAUGGGCCAAUGGGGCCUAGAGGACCUGUAGGUGAAAGAGGACUUCCUGGUUUUCCUGGUCCAGCAGGUCCUCCAGGACCCGAGUCCGUUGGACCACCUGGACCUCCAGGAAAACCAGGUGAAGCCGGGGACCCUGGGAACAUAGGGCCUGACGGUCUCCCAGGACUAAAUGGUGACGCAGGACUACCGGGUCGACCUGGACCACCGGGACCACCAGGACCUGUGGGCCCACCCGGACCCCCCAGCCCAGAGGGAACUGCGGAAUCGUGCCAAGCUGCAUGUCCCGCAGGACCUCAAGGAAAUCCAGGGAUGCCGGGAAUCAAGGGUCACAAAGGGAUCCAAGGAUAUCCAGGGGAGCCAGGAAAACCUGGACAAAAGGGAGAACCAGGACCCUCUGGUGUGCAGGGCCUGCCAGGACGGACAGGAAGUGAGGGGCAAAGGGGACCAAUUGGACAUCCUGGUUCCACUGGGGAGAAAGGAGAUGUGGGCCCCCCGGGCUUCAAUGGGAUUCCUGGACCUACAGGCCCACCCGGCUCUCCUGGCAUAGAAGGCAUUCGAGGACGUCAGGGUCCGGAAGGUCCCAAAGGCGAUGAAGGUGCAGUUGGCACUCAAGGAGAACAGGGGGCUCCUGGCCAGAAAGGUGACACCGGAGAACCAGGAAAAGAUGGUGCGGAUGGUAUUUCUGGAGUAAAUGGUGCCAAGGGAGAGCCUGGUUUGCCUGGGGCACUGGGUAUCAGGGGCAUUGUUGGAAUUCCGGGAUUACCAGGGAAAAAAGGUCUUACAGGACCUUUGGGUGAAAAGGGGGAGAUUGGGCCUCAGGGAUUGCCAGGCCCACUCGGACCACCUGGCAAGCCUGGGGAAGACGGCAAAGCAGGAGAAGACGGAGUACCUGGCGCGAAGGGAUCCACCGGCGAAUCUGGAAAACAAGGACCAGCAGGAGCCUUGGGCCUUCCAGGACUCAAGGGCGACAAAGGGGAUGAUGGGGAAAUUGGUCCCCGUGGCAUCAAAGGCCAUACAGGACCUAGGGGAGAACAGGGCCCAAUCGGUCCUGUUGGUCCAAAAGGAAGUGAGGGUGCUCCAGGAGCUGUUGGUGAUAUUGGAGUUAAAGGUGAUAUGGGUCCCCCUGGUGUCCCUGGAAUUAAAGGAGAGCCAGGAGCAAAAGGAGAAGGGGGCAACAAGGGACCAGUCGGGAUGCCGGGUCAACCAGGUCACGAAGGACUGACAGGACCAAUUGGGCCCCGGGGGCUGGAGGGAGAGAGGGGCAUGCCUGGGUCUCCUGGACCACGCGGCCUACCUGGUCCCAAAGCAAACGAAAACAAAAUCCGUGAGAUCUGCGGCAGCAUUAUUGAAGAGCAAUUGGCUGAGUUUAAAAAAGAAGUCCUGAAAAUCCCAGCAGCCUUGGGAGCUCCUGGAACUCCGGGGCCAGUGGGCCCCCCUGGUCCACCGGGCCCUGCUGGCACAGCAGGGACGCCUGGACUCCGGGGUCUGAUGGGCGCCAUGGGGCCACAGGGAUUUCACGGAAUUCCAGGACAGAAAGGUGACGUAGGCUCAAAGGGAGAGAAAGGAGACAAUGGUGAGAAUGGAGUGGGUGUUGAAGGAAGUCCAGGAGAGCCAGGUCCACCAGGUGAACCUGGGGCCCCAGGAUUUGGGAAGGACGGCAGGGACGGGGCCCGUGGACAUACCGGAGUUCCAGGGACCCCGGGCAUACCAGGUACCAGGGGGCCUGCAGGAUCGCCCGGGCUGUGUGAUCCGUCAAACUGUUAUGGGAGACCCCUGCCCAUGUUCAUGCCCAUGGGCGGGAAGAAAUCAUCCAGCAUGAAGGGCCCAUGA